Molecule: messenger RNA, 6845 nt
Organism: Lytechinus pictus (painted urchin)
Lineage: Eukaryota; Metazoa; Echinodermata; Echinoidea; Temnopleuroida; Toxopneustidae
Product: protein kinase C-binding protein NELL2-like
Exons: 16
Coding region: 713-3064 (783 amino acids)
Molecular function (GO): heparin binding; calcium ion binding; protein binding
Source: RefSeq, a predicted model, not a curated record
CUCUAUAUAGAUGAUAAUAUGAAAUGCUUUUACACUACAGCAUAAUUUCUUGUAAAAAAAAUAGCCAUUCAAAUGAAAGAAAUACAUGUACAUGUAGCCCCCCCCCCCAAUUCUAUUAUCACCCCUAUUUUGAAUAAAAAUAUGGCCCCUAAAAUUAGAAAUUAUUUCCUACCUUGUGUAGCUGUUUUGCACAUCCGCUCAGUCAGAAAUACUAUGGAAGCAUUUUGUGAAACAGAUAGUGAGUUUUACUGACUUUGUUAUAAGCCACUGAAAUCCUUGCCUCUGAUUGGCUGAUAGUGAAUUAGUCAGUGGUAAUCGCUGACUAAACUCUUCAAGAAAUGCUCUCUAGGGUAAUAUUUACAGCUUUUAUACAUGUGUGAUUCAUGCCUGAGUCCAACAUUUUCAACUCUGUAGAAGUUCUGGGAUUAUCUAAUUUUUCUUUUCACCUUCUGAAAGUUUGAUGCUUUUUGUAUAGAUAUUAAUUUUUUUCAACAAUGAUUCCAUUUUAAUGAUAAUGAUUUGUACAGCAUACUUUCCAUCAGAACAUUUCAGUACAAAUUAAUGACAACAGCAUUACAAUAAUUACAGAUAAACAUUGCAAAUAAAACUGUGCUGGUCUUUUAUCCUUUAAUUGUUAUCUUUAUUUUCCAUUACAGUGCAGAGUCUCGGUGUAGACCCAUCUCUGGAGGUAGACUUGAUUCAAGGAGUUUAUAUGAGUGCUUUAGAUUCACCGGACGUUGCGCAGGUAGCUGGACAUCCGCAUAGCAAUGGACCAGCUUUUCGUUUUGAAGGUGAAUCCAGAACUAUUGAAGCCAAUGAGGAGACCUAUCAGAAACUGAAGAAUCUUUUGUCAGGAAGAGUGCCAGAAUUCACUGUCAUAGCGACGGUGAAUCAGAAGAAGAGGAAUAGCGGCAGUAUCAUGUCAAUUACUGUCAAUAGAAUACGGUACAUGGAAAUCUUUGCCAGCACAAGGAACAAGGAAUUCCGUUUCUACUACACUCACGAUGGACAGGUCCUGAUGGAGUCCAUCCCGUACCCUUUCAAAGCCGAGCACUGGUACAAGCUCGCCGUGACCGUCAGCGGAUCUCAACUCAAACUCUCUGUGGAUUGCCAGGAGAAUACCACGAGGCAGAUCAGACUACCGGAUUUGGAUUUUGAUAAACCGGGAUUGACGGUUUACCUAGGACAGAGAUCAGAUAGAACAUACUUUAAGGGCACUCUACAAGAUGUGAAGCUGAUAGCCUCAGCUCAAGGCUAUGUUGCUCAGUGUCCUUACAUGGGUAGGUCGUGUCCUACAUGUGCAGAAUAUCACACAAUGGUUGAGACUAUAACAAGACUAGAGAACAUGCUGCAUAAGAUGGAACUCAAGUUUCAAGUUGCCGAAGCGCGGAUUGAAGAGUUAGAAUCAUGUUCAUGCGUUAAAGACUGUCAGGUCAACGGUGAAACUGUCCAACACAAUUCGCAGUGGACUGAAGAUUGUCAACAAUGCACAUGCGAGUCUGGCCAUGUGAGUUGUGAACCUGUUGCCUGUGCACCUGUCUAUUGCAAAAAUCCUAUCUACCAGCCUGGAAACUGCUGUCCAAUUUGCAAAGCUAACUGUACCGUAUCUGGAGUGACCUAUCACCAUGGUGACGUGUUCCAGCAAAAGACAUCCAGAGGUGCUCUACAGAUCUGCACGGUCAAAGAAUGCAAUAAUGGUGGAACAAGUACCCAGAGGCAGGAUAGCGUUAGUAACAUGUGUCCUACCCCAUCCUGUCCCGUAUCAGAGAGGUUUACAGUGCCCGGAAGCUGCUGUGAAUAUUGUCAAGGGACUGAUUACUGUGCCCAGGGCCACAGCUGCGUUUCUCCCAAGGUUUGUGUGAACACGCCCACAUCCAACGAAUGUCUGUGUCCUACAGGCUACUUAGAGGUGAACGGUAACUGCACCGAUAUCAACGAGUGUGUCGUGAGCGAGACGCAGCCCGAUCCACACUGCUACGAGGGUACGCUGUGUGUGAACAUGCCCGGCGAAUACAGAUGUGAUUGCAAGCCCGGCUAUGAAAGGGUCACAGAUACACAGUGCAGACAGAUUGAUGAAUGUGCUUCUGGGACACACAACUGUGAUGCUAAUGCUGAGUGCACUGAUACUGAUGGUAGUUUCACCUGUACUUGUCAGCAUAGAUACUACGGAGAUGGGACAUACUGCUUCCCGGUGUGUGGUAGAGCUUGUCAGAAUGGAGGAGUGUGUAUCAGACCAUCGGUGUGUGAAUGCCCUCCAGGCUAUGAAGGAGAAGCUUGUGAAAUAGACAAGGACGAAUGCACGAAUGGAGAGAGCCAAUGUACUGGUCACUCUCACUGUGUCAACCUCCCAGGGAGCUACCAUUGUGAUUGCGAUUCAGGGUACGCCAGCGACACCGCCCAUAUUGACUACGGGGCUUCGUGUGCAGAUAUUGAUGAGUGCGAUACAUCCAACACAUGUGAUAAGAGUCGUCUAUGUAUCAACACGGAGGGGUCGUACGAGUGUCGAUGCUCGGCUGCUAGUAGCUGCUCUACUGCAUGUCGUACGGAUUGGGGCAAAAAGGGCAACGGAGCUACGUGGGAUACUGGUCUCUGUCAGACCUGUACUUGCCAGGUUGGUGUGGUGACAUGCACACCUCAAGUUUGCGAUUGUAGCGAUCCAGAGAUCGAUCCGAUCUGCUGUCCGAUGUGUGUGUCGGAGAUUCAGCAGUGCCUGCAUCAAACAUCGGCUAUCACCUACAACCAUCGGGAAUGGUGGAACCACGACUGCAAAGAUUGUCAAUGCUUGGAAGGAAGCAUCAAAUGCAAGCCUGUACAAUGUGAGACAUUGAACUGUCCGAACACCUAUACUCCCGUGGAUGAAUGCUGCCCUCGCUGUCAACCACACAGUGAAUGCGACCUCAUGACCUCGGGGCCAAAGGUCGCAUCGCCUUCGACGUGCGUCACAGAUACAGGAAUGGUUUAUUCACACAAGGAGAGGUGGUUUUUAGAUGAGGAUCAUUGUUCAGAAUGUGUGUGUAAGAAUGGAAGUAUUUGUUGUGCUUACAACAGUGCGUGUGCCCCCUGAACAUAAAACGUAACACAUGGGACUAAGGACAACUACGAGAGACAGCAAUAUGAUGUUCAUGUGGGACUACAUGAACAAGAGAUGUUGGACAUGUUGUAAACCAAGAUGAUUGUAUAUACUGAUGAGUUAUGAAACGGACAAGUUUGCGCCAAUGUGUCUGUAUAUAGCAAUAGCAAAUAUAUGACAUUCAUUUAUACAAAAAUACAUGUAUGUGUCAGUUUGUAUAUAAAUUGGUGAUUAUUUUGUAUUUAUACAUGAAUAAUGUAUCUUCCAUAUAUUACGUCGUGUUGAAAGAAGUCACGGUUUUGUACUACUGAUAUUAAAAUGCAAGUGGUUCAUUUUUAGCUCAAUUGUGCUGCUUUUAAAUCUUCAUUUGAAAUUUAUGAUUUUCAGAUGUAUAUUAUUAUUAGUCUUGCCAGUAUAUACCUCAGCCACGGUCUGAAAUUUUGUAUUUUUAUUUAUUUUUGACAAGCUACAUACAAUACGUACAAAAGAGUAGGCUACAAAAUAAUGCACAUUAUCGAGGGCGUUAGUAAAAAUUAUACGCAUGAGAUAUAUUUGGAACAGUUCUAACUGCGUUUGGGCUGUUUCCAUGGUAACAAGUGUGUGUAAUUAUUCUAAUUCCCUAGCAAAAUGUUUUGUAAGAUAACAAUAUGGAUACUUGUUAUUUGAUAAACCGUCCUCAUCUCAAAACCAUUACUGGUCGUUAAAACUAGUCAUUUGUACCAGUUAUAUAUUCCCGUUGGCUAAAGAUAAAUGAUUGGUCACAUGAUUGAUUUCAACCAAUCAUUUGAUAAGGAUCCAUAUUAUCAUUUUCUAAUAUCUGUUAUGCGAAUGUACACAUAUUUCUGCAGCUUUCUAGAGACUUCCAUUUGUCACAUAGGCAUAUAGACGUUUGAAGCAUUUAAAAAAUAUGCAGGGAUAAAAAAAAAAAACCUGUCGAAAGGACAAAUUACCCCCAAAGGUUUGAAAAUGUAACUUUUAAUGUACAGACUUGGGGGAAAACAUACAGAAAAUGUUAAUUUUCCCCUUUGUAGAGAGAUACAUGUAUUUGACUUUGUGAACUAUAGUACUGAAUUCAAAUAGCCCAUUGAGACACUAAGUUAUAUUUGCCAUCCCUCCACGCUAGGUCUUAACCACCACCCCCUUCCUGACCCUAUGGAGGUGCUGUGGUGUAGUAGUUCUGACUCUCGCCUUGUAAACAGAGGGUCGUGUGUUUGAAUCCCAUUAGUCUGUCGUCCUUUGGCUAGGCGUUAAUCCACACUUUGCCACUCUCGACCCAGGUGCUGAAUGGGUACCCGGUAGGAUGUGAAAGUCAUUGUAGCUUGUCCAGUACUGUGUGUGCCUCACUGGCGACUGACUGGAAUUCUCCCCAGGGAGUCGAGGAUGUGCACACAUUGCGUGCGGAAAGACCGCGGAAUCCGAUGCGCGAUCGAAGGCCAAGAUAUCGGGGGGGGGGGGGCAGAAUCCCCCCUCCCCCGCCAUAGCUGUCAGAGGGGUCCAAAUAACCCGGCUCUUUUAGGGUUAAAAUAACAUGGCCUUACUCUUGCUCCACUCGGAUGGGAAAUGGGGAUGUACAUGUAGUAGGAUUGUCAAAAUUGUAUUUAGUGUAAAAUAGCAAACAUGCAUAAAUCCUCGCUGUAUUUUUUUUUUUGGUGGUAGUUUUUCAGCUUACAUAUUAAGUUUAUUUUAUGCUCUUUAGCUGUAUAUUACAAGCUUAUGGAAAAUAGGUAUUUAUGAAUGAUGUAUUUUGUGUCAAAGUUGCCUAUGUGUACAUAUUUUGUUCAUAAUAUUUUGUUAUAGUUUUAUAUACAUUAUUGAGUGUAUCAUGCCAUGAAGAAACUUCAACUUUUAUGUAAUUAUCAAUAUGCAAUCAUUUUUGUUUCAAAGAUUUUUAUUCAUAGCUCUGUGGAUAAGCUGGUAUUAAAACAAACCUGUAGAUGGCUUUUACAUUGAUACCAUAUUCUACAUUAUGAUUGAACAUUUAUCUUUUAUUAUUCAUUUUUCUCUUUCAGAAAUGUUCAAUUCUUUUUUCUAUUAAGAGUCUACGAAAAUAAUCCAUCGAUAUAAAAAAGCUGGAAAGAGUAACAAAGCGCUCUUUUGGGGUCAUUAAAAGUACCCCAAAAGGUCAAUGGGUGAUUUCAAAUUCAGUGUUGACCCUUUGUUGUUAGGUCAUUUUUUACACGAGUAGAACACCAAACAUAAAAUGAAGAUGGUCCCAAAAAGUCACUCACUAGUUGCGGAGGUGUCGAUAAUGUGAUCUGGAUCAGUUUUACAAACUCAGAAUAGGUUUUGGAGCUACAUGUAGGGGAGGCAAUCCAAAUUGUGCUUCCAUCACCAAAACCGGACUUGAAACCACCCAAUGACACACAAAAGUUUUCCUCUCGUGUGCGUGCUGUUUCUUACAUGUUGGUAUGGUCCCAUAUACUGUUGUGUCAUGGAGUACUUGUAGCUUCAAGGUCAUAUGUGCAGCAACACGCAACAAGCUCCAUCCAGCUUUUUGAUGUCAAUGAAAUAAUUCCAUGCUUAUCACAACAUAUAAGAAAAGACAAAUCACAAAGAAGACUGCCUAGGAAGUUCAUGACUUUAAAAACAGCUACUUCAUUCUGUUCAUGUACUUUUCUAUUUGGGCAAGCAAAGUUAGCCAGACUACAUUCACAAACAGUUAAAUCUGCUAAUCGCCCAAGUUGAAGCAAUUUCCCAGACCAGGGCCCGUAACACAAAGCUUUUGAUCGUAGAAACACUUUUCUAUGAUUGAUUGAAUUGACUACAAAAACACAAUCGUAAAAAUUAAGCGUACGAUCAAUCGCUAACCUUUGUGUUACGGGGCCCAGGGCGGCAUAACACAAAGAUUAGCGAUUAAUCACUAAUUUGAAAGAACAAUUCUGAUUGGUUCCUAGUCAGUCUACUGAGCAAAAUGCACAUGUAACGAUGGUCUUGAUAGGCCAUUUCAUUAAGCAUUAUUGCUAACCAUUGUGUUAGGGGCCCAGAUUGGCAAAGCUUGUGUUUUUACCUCUUUUUCAUGUACAUGUAAAGACAAUUUACAUGUAGCACCAAUCGACCAAUUGAUUUGAUCAUCUUACACUAUAUAGAAAUCCAAAAAUGUCAUAAUUUUUUCUCCAGGAAAUUUGCAUGAAAAGAGAAGCACACCAAACUUUAAAGAAAACAAUGAAUGUAUCAUUUUACAUCACAUCUAGAAAAUAUUUGGAAGAAACAUGCAUUUCAGAUGUUGACGUUGCUGGCUUUCCAUAGCUGCGAUUGAUCAGAUCAAUCGUAACUCUUUGUAAGACGGGGCCCAGAUUUUUGUCGUCCGAGAGAAUUGACUUAGCUGGACUCACCGGUAUGGUUCAGUUAUAUUCUUCCAUAAUGCAGCCUUAAGGACGUAUUACCUUGUCCUGUUACUUGAAAGAUACAAAUCAAUUUUAAUUGUAAGUCUCUGAAAAAAACCAUGCAUAACAAUUAAUAUUAGGAUUUAUUUUAAGUCUGUUUUUACAGGCUGCUGUUGACGUUCUAUGCGAUACAAGUUUACUUGCAGAAACCAAUUUUCUGUACGUCAAAUAUUCGUCCAAGUAAAAACAACUUUAUAGCUCAGAUUAUGCAAAAACAUUUUAUGUUAAUACCUCUUCUAUUAAAGUCAAAAGUCAAACCAUUUCUUUGGUCUCAAAUAGAUUUGAUCAAGGAAAAUGCAAUAAAUGACUUCAUUGUCUUGCAGUACAAAUAUAAAAUGUAAUAUGAGGGAAAAAUCACGACCCAAUAAAUUUAUUACUUAAAGAAUACAUUA